AUGCCCCCUCACAACAAUACAGCCGUGAAUAUGAUGGGAGCUGAGAAUGGAAGGAGAUUGAUGUCCUGUAUGGAUGAGUUAAAAACACCACUCAUCGAGAUCAAGAAUGCUUUAAUGAGGGAUAAUGCCUUUCCCAUUUGUAGUAAUGAUUGUGAAAACUGUCUGAUUAACCCGCAACAGCGUAGGACGUUGAAGUCUGUCAUACAACAAUUAAUGGACCAAGGGAUCUUGGUAGUAGACUGCCCAUCCACAAAAGAAGAUGUGUCUACCCUCGAGAUACCAUACGACGAAGUCCCUCCUCUACAAAUUCCAUAUAACUUCUCUCAGUUAACUCUGUCAACAAAUCAUGUUACUCUGAUCAUGAUAACGGUUCCCACACCAUUCCCAAGUGGAAGGAUAUUUGCACCGACACUCACUCCAAUUGGAACUAUCAAUCCUUCAAGUUCAGAUAAAGGCAAACAAAUUGAUGGCGUUAAUCAAAGACAAGACCCUGUACCUUCCAAUGAAGUAGACGAGUUCUUACGCAUUAUUAAGAAGAGCGAUUAUCGAGUAGUUGAUCAGCUUAACCAGACACCCUUGAAGAUCUCAAUGUUGUCUUUAUUAAUGUACUCGGAGGCCCAUAGGGAUGCUUUGGUAAAAUUUCUGAGGACAUCGUACGUACCGCAAGAGAUCUCUGUUUGUCAGUUUGAAGGGGUAGUUAACAAUAUCGCUACUAGCUUAAGCUUGGGUUUCAGUGAUGAAGAGCUUCUCGCCGAGGGGAGGAAUCAUAACAAGUCUCUCCAUAUUUCUAUUAAGUGUGUGGACACAGUCCUAUCAAGAGUUUUGGUAGACAUUGGGUCUUCCCUCAAUGUGAUGCCUAAGAGCUCAUUUGAUAAACUAACCGUUGAAGGACUCGUAAUGAAGUCGAGUGAGCUUAUAGUAAGAGAAUUUGACGGGACUAGAAGGACUGUAAUCGGUGAGGUGAAUUUGCCUAUGAAGAUUGGUCCCCAUACUUUCCUUAUCACUUUCUUCGUAAUGGACAUCUAUCCAGCCUACAAUUGUCUACUUGGGAGGCCUUGGAUCUAUUCAGCUGGUGCAAUCACUUCAAUGCUCCACCAAAAAUUGAAAUUCUUAGCUGAUGAUAAACUAGUUGUUGUCGAGGGUGAGGAGGACAUUGUGGUAAGUCACCUCGCGUCUUUUCGAUACGUUGAAGGAGAAGGGGAGAUGAGGGAAGUCCCAUUCCAAUCUUUUGAAGUUAUCAAUGUUGAAAUGGUUUGCCCAGCAAAGGAUGAAUCAAAAGAUGCCGAAUAUCCAAUGGCAUCUCUUAAGGAUGCCCUAGCCAUCAUAAAGGAUGGACACCCCCAAGGAUGGGGAAGAUUGCUUGAACUUCCUGCCAAUAAGGACCGUACCGGUUUAGGAUACAACUCCCAUAAUCUGAAGAAGCCUGUGCCGAUAGCUACAUGGGGAUCAGUGCUCCCGUUAUCCGAAAACUUCUCGAGCGUCGGUUACCUUGAUGACAACCGUAUCUAUGUUGUGGAAGAAGAAGGUGCUGGGUUGAUCUUCACAAAGACUGAUGGAAAGGGUGUCACCAAAUGGACCGAAAUUGAAAUACCUAAAGUGACCUUGAUUGAAAUGCAAUUCCCAAUGUUGUUUUCCUUCCUUUUUAUCAAAAGAACAUGUGUCAAGCCCAAGGCAUGA
Molecule: messenger RNA, 1677 nt
Organism: Lathyrus oleraceus (garden pea)
Lineage: Eukaryota; Viridiplantae; Streptophyta; Magnoliopsida; Fabales; Fabaceae
Exons: 2
Coding region: 1-1677 (558 amino acids)
Source: RefSeq, a predicted model, not a curated record